UCGUCGAUCGGGUGCAGUGCAGUUCAUCAGAAUUUCCUUAGAGGUUUAGAGAUUGGGUUUUUCCUUAGAGAGUAUCGCUUGCUCAAGUUCUUAAGUGUUGAGUGUUCUGAAGUGAUAGAAAAAUAAUCGGAAUAAGGACUGUCCUGAAGUGUGCUGAAUUUGUGAAUGUUCCAGAGGGUCGCUUAGUGAAAGCCAACGAUCAGAGAAAAUGCGGCUGCUAGUGCUAGUUCUAGCGCUAGCAACCUCCGGCUAUGCGGAAAUAACAACGCGGAUAGGUCCGGAUGGGUAUGACUAUCCCAAACCAAACAUUCCUUUCCCGUCGCCGGAAAAGCCAGUUCAGCCCAGCACACCGAGACCUUGUCCAUUCGGAGGCAUUCCUCCGUACUGCUGUACCAAUGGAGGCCAGGGGCCCAACUGUGUUGUUCCAACUCGACCGACUCCGGGACCUACAACACCUGCGCCUUGUCCAUAUGGUGGAGUCCCACCGUAUUGUUGUACGAACGGAGGUCAAGGUCCCAAUUGUGUAGUACCAACUCGACCAACUCCACCACCCGGAUGUCCUAAUGGUGGAGUUCCUCCGUACUGCUGUACCAAUGGGGGUCAAGGUCCCAACUGCGUUGUUCCAACACGACCGACUCCAGGACCCACUACUCCAGCUCCUUGUCCGUUCGGAGGCAUUCCUCCGUACUGCUGCACUAACGGAGGUCAGGGUCCUAACUGCAUAGUCCCAACACGCCCUACUCCCGGACCAACAACGCCUGCCACAUGUCCAUAUGGCGGUGUUCCUCCGUAUUGUUGUACAAAUGGAGGCCAAGGUCCAAACUGUGUAGUUCCAACACGUCCAACUCCAGGACCAACUAUUCCAGUAGGAUGUCCAAACGGUGGAAUCCCUCCAUAUUGCUGUACUAACGGAGGUCAGGGUCCCAAUUGCGUAGUUCCAACACGACCAACUCCAGGACCAACAACUCCUGCCCCAUGCCCAUUCGGUGGAAUCCCCCCAUACUGUUGCACAAACGGUGGUCAAGGACCCAACUGUGUGGUUCCAACACGUCCAACCCCAGGUCCAACCACUCCUACAUGCCCAUACGGCGGAAUUCCACCAUAUUGCUGUACAAAUGGCGGUCAAGGCCCCAAUUGUGUAGUUCCAACUAGACCAACUCCUGGACCAACAACCCCAGCGCCAUGCCCAUUCGGAGGAAUUCCACCAUACUGUUGUACCAACGGAGGUCAGGGACCGAAUUGUGUUGUACCAACCCGCCCAACUCCUGGUCCUACUACUCCGGCUCCAUGUCCAUUCGGAGGCGUUCCACCGUACUGUUGCACAAAUGGAGGUCAAGGCCCUAAUUGCGUGGUUCCAACACGUCCUACUCCUGGUCCAACAACACCUAAGCCUUGUCCUUUCGGUGGUAUUCCUCCAUACUGCUGUACAAAUGGAGGUCAAGGCCCCAACUGCGUUGUGGCAACACGACCAACACCCGGACCAACUACUCCUGCGCCCUGUCCUUUCGGAGGCGUUCCACCGUACUGUUGCACAAAUGGAGGUCAAGGCCCCAACUGUGUGGUGCCAACACGACCAACACCACGACCACCGACUCCCACGACGCCCAGACCUUGCCCUAACGGAGGUGUGCCGCCGUAUUGCUGCACAAAUGGAGGAUCCGGACCCAAUUGCUACGUACCGGUGCCACCAGUUCCCCCACCAACCCGACCGCCACCACCUCGUCCUACUACUGGCGACAACGAAUAUCUUCCACCGUGCACGAAUGGUGGCCAAGGACCGGAUUGCGUUCUUCCUAUAACGCCGCCACCAACCAGACCCCCAACGAGGCCACCCACUAGCCCAACAGGUUGUCCAUAUGGCGGAGUUCCUCCUUACUGCUGUACCAACGGAGGACAGGGUCCCAAUUGUGUUGUUCCGACGAGACCUACUCCUGCCCCAACAAGACCUACCGAAAGACCAAGCGGUACACCGUCGUUCUGUCAGAACGGAGGUGAACCACCGUACUGUUGCACCAAUGGGGGUCAGGGACCGGAUUGUGUCACUCCUACUCGACCACCUACUCGACCUCCCACACAACCCUCGGGUUGUCCUAAUGGUGGAGUCCCACCGUACUGUUGUACCAAUGGUGGAUCUGGACCCAACUGCGUUGUACCCACUCGACCGCCAACAAAACCAACUCAAAACAACGAAUAUCUGCCUCCCUGCCCUAACGGUGGAGUUGGCCCAACUUGCACAACUCAACCAGGACCAACACGUCCCCCAACAAGACCUCCAACGACUCCAUCAGGCUGUGUUAAUGGAGGAGUUCCUCCAUAUUGCUGCACAAAUGGUGGACAAGGACCAGAAUGUGUUGUCUCAAUCAAACCAACACUGCCACCACGCCCUACUACUCCUACCUGUCCAUACGGCGGUGUUCCUCCUUACUGUUGCACAAACGGUGGUCAAGGACCGAAUUGUGUAGUUCCCACGAGGCCAACGCCAGGACCAACAACUCCAGCACCUUGCCCGUAUGGAGGUGUCCCUCCAUACUGCUGUACUAAUGGAGGAUCAGGCCCUAACUGCGUAGUUCCUACAAGACCAACUCCAGGACCAACAACUCCCUCAGGAUGUCCGAACGGUGGAGUUCCCCCAUACUGCUGUACAAACGGAGGGCAAGGACCGAAUUGCGUAGUCCCUACAAGACCUACUCUACCACCACCAAGACCAACGACUCCAGCACCUUGUCCAUAUGGAGGAGUCCCACCGUAUUGUUGUACUAAUGGUGGACAAGGUCCAAACUGUGUUGUUCCCACAAGACCUACUCUUCCACCACCUCGACCAACUCAACCCGCGGGAUGUCCCAAUGGUGGAGUUCCUCCAUACUGUUGUACAAACGGAGGUCAGGGUCCAAACUGUGUAGUUCCCACACGGCCAACUCCUGGACCAACAACUCCUGCACCUUGUCCGUUCGGCGGUAUUCCACCAUACUGUUGCACGAAUGGAGGUCAGGGUCCAAAUUGUGUAGUUCCUACCCGUCCAACUCCAGGACCAACAACACCUGCUCCCUGUCCUUACGGCGGGGUUCCACCUUACUGUUGUACUAAUGGCGGACAAGGUCCAAACUGUGUUGUUCCCACAAGACCUACUCUUCCACCACCUCGACCAACUCAACCCGCGGGAUGUCCCAAUGGUGGAGUUCCUCCAUACUGUUGCACCAAUGGAGGUCAAGGACCUAGCUGCAUAGUUCCAACACGGCCAACUCCUGGGCCAACAACUCCUGCUCCUUGUCCAUUCGGAGGUAUUCCUCCAUACUGCUGUACAAACGGAGGUCAGGGUCCAAACUGUGUUGUUCCCACUCGACCAACUCCCGGACCCACAAUACCUGCACCUUGUCCAUAUGGUGGAGUCCCACCAUAUUGUUGCACGAAUGGAGGUCAAGGUCCCAAUUGUGUGAUACCAACACGACCAACUCCAGGACCUACAACGCCAGCAACUUGUCCGUUUGGAGGUGUUCCGCCUUAUUGUUGCACAAAUGGAGGACAAGGUCCAAACUGUGUAGUUCCAACUCGUCCAACUCCAGGGCCAACACGACCAACAAUUCCAUCACGUCCCACAUCUGACAACGAGUAUCUGCCACCUUGCUCCAAUGGCGGUUACGGUCCCAGUUGCACUUCACCUACACCUGGACCAACCACGCCUACUGGAUGUCCGAGCGGUGGAGUACCCCCGUACUGUUGCACUAACGGAGGUCAAGGGCCAAAUUGCGUCGUACCCACAAGACCUCCACCGAGACCAACAACGCCGGCUCCAUGCCCCUUCGGUGGAAUACCACCUUACUGCUGUACUAACGGAGGGCAGGGACCAAACUGCGUAGUUCCAACUCGACCGACUCCGGGACCAACCACUCCCGCUGGAUGUCCCAAUGGUGGAGUUCCUCCUUACUGCUGUACAAAUGGUGGACAAGGACCCAAUUGCGUUGUGUCCACAAGGCCGCCUCCGAGACCAACAACUCCUGCUCCAUGUCCGUUCGGAGGCAUCCCACCAUAUUGCUGCACCAACGGAGGUCAAGGUCCCAACUGUGUGGUGCCUACUCGACCAACACCUGGACCAACGACGCCCGCUGGAUGUCCAAAUGGAGGAAUUCCUCCAUUCUGCUGUACCAAUGGAGGUCAAGGCCCCAACUGUGUAGUACCAACCCGCCCAACUCCAGGACCAACAUCUCCCUCAGGAUGUCCAAACGGUGGAAUACCCCCUUACUGUUGCACAAACGGUGGACAAGGACCUAACUGCGUUGUGCCGACGCGUCCACCUCCAAGACCUACAACGCCCGCUCCAUGUCCUUAUGGAGGUAUUCCACCAUAUUGCUGUACUAAUGGAGGUCAAGGCCCUAACUGCGUUGUUCCGACGCGUCCAACUCCAGGACCAACUACUCCAGCUGGAUGUCCCAACGGAGGAAUCCCUCCAUUCUGCUGCACCAAUGGAGGACAAGGUCCCAACUGCGUUGUGCCAACACAGCCUCCUCCACGCCCAACAACUCCUGCAUCAUGCCCCUAUGGAGGAAUACCACCUUUCUGCUGCACAAAUGGCGGCCAGGGUCCCAACUGCAUAGUCCCCACUAGACCACCUCCAAGUCCCACAACUCCCCAGCAAUGUCCAUUCGGAGGAAUCCCACCUUACUGCUGUACCAACGGGGGUCAAGGUCCCAACUGCCUGGUUCCAACUCAACCUCCACGACCAACACUGCCUCCGGUGACCCGACCCCCGUCUCCCAGUUGUCCAGCGGGUGGAGUUCCGCCCUACUGUUGCACCAACGGAGGCCAGGGACCGAACUGUGAAGUGAAGCCAUCUCAUACGCUCGACGAAAAUGGUUACCACUACGAUCGUCCGAGUAAACCGUUCAACUUCUAGAGGGGAACUGGAGAAACCAAGCCAGAGCUAUUUAUUACAUUGCCUCACCUACCAUAAAAUGUUCAUAAUAGGCCAAUUGAAUUCCAGCGAAAAGAGACAAACCCGUUCGUCAUUUUGUGCAUUUGUGUAUAGUUAUCUGAAAAGAAGCAAAAAAAAAAAUUGGAAGCUUUCCAUGAUUGAUGUAAAGUUAAUUUUUAUUAAAAUGGGAGCUCUGUUUUACUUCCAGCAAUACUCGUUAACGCUGUGCCCAAGCCCAAGGGUCUUCUAGGGGAGAGUGGAACAAUGCGCUUAAAUAGCGGCAAUUGUUCUGAAUUUAGAGACUAGCUAGCGAUAAGUAAACUAAAAAAUUUAAUAAAAAAGAUUAAG
Messenger RNA from Uranotaenia lowii, 5254 nucleotides. Its product is annotated as mucin-2-like. Bases 209 to 4888 code for a protein of 1559 amino acids. NCBI's taxonomy places the organism in Eukaryota, Metazoa, Arthropoda, Insecta, Diptera, Culicidae. The transcript is spliced from 6 exons. The record is from RefSeq and is a predicted model, not a curated record.